AUGACUCUUAAUACCCCCCCGGUUGUCCUCCCCGAACAAGGGAAGAAAAAUAUACUCAUCACCAGCGCGCUGCCCUAUGUCAACAACGUGCCCCAUCUUGGAAACAUUAUCGGCUCAGUUCUUUCAGCCGAUGUUUUUGCCAGAUAUUGCAGAGCGCGCGGACUGAAUACACUUUAUAUCUGUGGAACGGACGAGUAUGGCACAACCACUGAAGCCAAAGCCCUCACAGAAAACUGCACACCGCGCAAACUAUGCGACAAAUACCAUGCAAUCCACGCCAAUAUCUACAAAUGGUUCAACCUCAGCUUCGACAUCUUUGGGCGCACGACCACCGAGCUUCAAACACAGAUCACACAGGAAAUCUUUUUGCAGUUACACAACAACAACUUUCUGAAAGAAGAAGUCACCACGCAGCUUUACUGUGAACAACACCAUUCGUUUCUGGCAGAUCGCUUUGUCGAGGGCGAAUGUCCCGUGUGUGGUUACCCCGAAGCCCGGGGUGAUCAAUGCGAUCUUUGCGGUGGGCUUUUGGAUGAUCCUCUUCAGCUCAAGAAUCCGCGGUGCAAAGUCGAUAAUUCUACGCCGGUGACGAGAGAUACAAAACAUAUUUUCUUGGAGUUGGAUAAAUUGCAGCCUGAGAUCGAAGCCUUUUUCAAACAGUCUUCUGCAAAGGGAGCGUGGACUAAUAAUGGUAAAGUCAUUACUGCAGCCUGGCUAAAAGAAGGAUUGAAACCGCGCAGUAUCACAAGGGACAUGAAAUGGGGGACUCCAGUGCCACUGCCGGGUUACGAAGACAAGGUUAUCUAUGCGUGGUUUGAUGCUUGUAUUGGCUAUGUAUCUAUCACUGCCGCGUAUACAGAUCAAUGGAGGAAAUGGUGGCAGAAUCCAGCAGAUGUUCAACUGCAUCAGUUCAUGGGCAAAGAUAAUGUGGUCUACCACGCCGUGAUUUUCCCAGGGACUCAAAUCGGGACUAGAGAUACAUGGACAAAGCUCCAUCAUCUCUCAACAACAGAAUACCUCACCUACGAAGGCGGGAAACUCUCCAAAUCUCGUGGGAUUGGCGUGUUUGGAGAUUCUGCUCAAAAGACUGGCGUGUCUUCUGACGUCUGGCGGUACUAUCUGCUCUCGCACCGGCCAGAGACUGGGGAUAGCGAGUUUGACUGGGACUCGUUCAUCAGCGCCAACAACAAUUACCUGCCCAAGAAUCUCGGAAAUCUUGUGAACCGGGUUGUGAAAUUCGUCAACUCGCGGUUUGACAGCGUUGUGCCCGAUUGGACAGAGUACCACGAGCCGUCAUUCGACGAGUGGAAAGCAGAUAUCAACAAGCUUCUGACGCAAUACAUUCACGAGCUCGAUGCCGUCAAAAUCCGUGCUGCGCUUUCUACAGUUCUCCACAUAUCUCAACAGGGUAACCUCUUCCUCCAGUCUCAUAAACUCGACAACAGCCUUGCCGAGGACCAGCCUGGUAAAUGUGCCGCUGUUGUCGGAAUAGCGGUCAAUCUAGUUCAUCUCCUUGCUUGUAUCAUCGCGCCGUAUAUGCCAGAUACAGCCAUGUCUAUCAACAGGUAG
Molecule: messenger RNA, 1569 nt
Organism: Talaromyces rugulosus
Lineage: Eukaryota; Fungi; Ascomycota; Eurotiomycetes; Eurotiales; Trichocomaceae
Exons: 2
Coding region: 1-1569 (522 amino acids)
Biological process (GO): methionyl-tRNA aminoacylation
Cellular component (GO): aminoacyl-tRNA synthetase multienzyme complex; cytosol
Molecular function (GO): methionine-tRNA ligase activity; ATP binding
Source: RefSeq, a predicted model, not a curated record